CGCAAACCCCCCAAACCUCCGGAUUCCGGAACUUGUCCACCACACCACCUCGUUGCUCGCAUCUCUUCCUGAUCCCCCCCGUUGGAUUCGAUUCGGGGCGUAAAAUUUCCUGCUCUGCAAUCCGUCGCAAUCAAGCGGCCGCUUUCCGAGGCCCCGGGCUCCCUUCCCUUCGCAUUUAUCCUCGCUGAGACUCGAGAAACACCGCGACCAGGAGAAAUUUCAGCAGGAGCAGGCGAUGGCGAGCCCGCAGUGCUGCGCGAACCCACCGACGCUGAACCCGGCCGGCGGGGAGGGGAAGGUGGUGGAGAGCUUCGGCGGGAUCAAGGCGUACGUCGCCGGCGCCGCGGAGUCCAAGGCCGCCGUCGUCCUCAUCUCCGAUGUCUUCGGGUUUGAAGCGCCGAACCUGAGGAAGAUAGCCGACAAAGUUGCCUCGUCUGGAUACUUUGUUGUGGUGCCAGAUUUCUUACAUGGGGAUCCUUUAGUACCUGAAAGUACUGAGAAACCGUUUCAAAUGUGGAUAAAAGAACAUGGCCCGGACAAAGCAUUUGAAGAGGCGAAACCAAUUAUUGCCGCUCUGAAGGAGAAAGGAGUGUCUAGUAUUGGGGCUGUAGGUUAUUGCUGGGGUGCAAAGGUGGUGGUAGAGUUAGUGAAAGCUCAUGAGAUCCAGGCUGCUGUGAUGUGUCACCCCUCUUUUGUGACUGUUGAUGAUAUGAAAGAGGUCAAAUGCCCAAUUGCUAUACUUGGAGCUGAAAUUGAUCGUAUGUCCCCACCAGAAGUGGUGAAGCAGUUCGAGCAGGUUCUUUCUUCAAAGUCAGGGAUUGGCCACUUUGUCAAGAUCUUCCCUGGGGUUGAACAUGGAUGGACUGUGAGAUACAAGAAUGAUGAUGCAGCUGCUGUCAAGAGCGCCGAGGAAGCCCUGGCGGACAUGAUUGACUGGUUUAAUAAGAACCUGAAGUGAAUUUGACAUAUCCGCUGUCCACGAUCGGUUUGUGUAUUGCUCAUGUUUCAUCGCAAGCAUCCUGAAUUUACGGUUGAGUAGCCUUCCCAUUAUGUUUGUGCUAGUAGUGUAUAUGCUUUGCUUGUGUUAGGAAUUUGCUUUGUGUCAACCUGAACUUCCACUUCUGUAAUAAAAAUGGAUGGGCGAGCAUCUUCUCGGUUUGGUGGUCACGACUGACGAGAACAUAUCAUUUUGUUACAUCGAACUUUUGAAACUUUGCA
Messenger RNA from Oryza sativa Japonica Group (Japanese rice), 1218 nucleotides. RefSeq names its product endo-1,3;1,4-beta-D-glucanase. NCBI's taxonomy places the organism in Eukaryota, Viridiplantae, Streptophyta, Magnoliopsida, Poales, Poaceae. The record is from RefSeq and is a predicted model, not a curated record. Gene Ontology annotation, molecular function: hydrolase activity.